GGUUCAACAAUGGGGACACAAAAUCGAAUCACAAUGGCGUCACAAGCAACUGUUUUGAACAACGUGGGCGGGUCAAUGUACACGGACGACUACUUCGAUUUGUUACCACCUGGUUUCCGGUUUAAACCCACUGAUCAGGAGUUGAUUGAUCAUUACUUGUGGAACAAAAUCUCGAAGCGAUGCUUAGCUCCCAACAGGAUCAGAGAUGUCGAUCUCUACAAGUUCAAUCCCCAGCAACUUUUUCGUUAG
Molecule: messenger RNA, 249 nt
Organism: Ilex paraguariensis (yerba mate)
Lineage: Eukaryota; Viridiplantae; Streptophyta; Magnoliopsida; Aquifoliales; Aquifoliaceae
Source: the annotation of a GenBank genome assembly